GAAUUUUUCUUCCAUGUUUUACAGAACCAUGGAUUACGAACAAGAAGGGAACGACAUCACGAUCGAUGACUUCAUCGCGGAGCACUGCGAGGGCGAGAGCGAGAUCGCCAAGUUCUACGCCGGCAAGAUCCUGUUCGUCACGGGCAGCACCGGCUUCUGCGGCAGCAUCCUCCUGGAGAAGAUGAUCCGGUCGUGCCCCGACGUCGAGAAGAUCUACGUGCUGAUGCGGCCGAAGAAGGGCAAGUCCCUGGAGGAGAGGUUCAAGGCGCAGUUCGAAGGCGACCUGUUCGAGCGCCUCCGCAGCUCCAGGCCGGGCUUCCAGCUCAAGGUGUACCCGCUGGAGGGCGACUGCUCCCAGCCGCGGCUCGGCCUCAGCGACGAGAGCGUGGAGAAGCUCAAGGAGACGCAGAUCAUCUUUCACGUGGCCGCCACCGUCCGCUUCGACGAGAAGAUGAGGCUGGCGGCCGCCAUCAACGUCCAGUCCAACAUCGACCUCCUCAACAUCGCCAGGACGAUGCCUGACCUCAAGGCCUUCGUCCACGUGUCGACCGCCUACGCCUACCCGCAGCAGAAGGUGGUCGAGGAGAAGUUCUACGAGCCGGAAGUGAGCCCGGACCGCCUGCUCAACAUCGUCAACAGCAUGGACGACGCCAUGCUCGACGCCAUCACACCACAACUCAUCACGACCUGGCCCAACACGUACGCCUUCACCAAGGCCGUCGGCGAGGCGGCCAUCCGGCAGCACAGCAGAGGCCUGCCCGUGGUCAUGGUCCGGCCCUCCAUCGUUAUCUCCACGGCCAAGGAGCCCAUCUCGGGCUGGAUCAACAACGUUUACGGGCCCACGGGGGUGGUGAUGGGCGCGGGCGUCGGGCUCAUCAAGGUGCUCCACUGCGACGGAGACCGCGUCGCGGACAUGGUCCCCGUCGACAUGGUCAUCAACAACAUCAUCGCCGUGGCCUGGGACGUGGCCGUCUCCAAAGAGAACCAGCAGAAUGAGGAGGUUAAAGCAGACGACACCGAGGCGGAUCCCCCAGUUGUAAACUUCGUGUCAUCGCCGGACAGCCCCAUCACGUGGGGGAAGUUCAUGGAGCUGUGCGCCAAGGGCGUCCAGAUACCUUCGGUGCGCUGCAUUUGGUACUACGACUUCCGGCUCAUCAAGCACGUCCAGCUCUACACCCUGUACACAAUGUUAUUGCACCUCCUGCCAGCCAUCCUGGUGGACACAGGCUGUCGGAUUGUGGGGAAGAAGCCAUUCCUGUGGGAUGCGUACAAGAAGAUUCACAAGUUUGCAGCUGUUAUUGCGCAUUUUGCAACCAAUGAGUGGACAUUUAGAAAUGACAAUGUUCAUAAACUGUGGGACAAGUUAAAUCCUGUUGACCGAAAGACAUUCGAGUUCAACUGCAAGACUUUAAGAUGGGAGCAGUACUUUAAUACUUACAUGAGAGGUUUACGAGUGUACCUUUUGGAGGAUCCACUCGACACCUUACCUCAAGGCAAAGUAAAAUACCGAAAGCUUAAGGCUAUUCACUACACUGUAAAAUACGGUGUUAUUCUAUUAUUAUGCUGGCUUCUUCUGCAGUUCCUAAGGUUGAUAUU
Molecule: messenger RNA, 1596 nt
Organism: Frankliniella occidentalis (western flower thrips)
Lineage: Eukaryota; Metazoa; Arthropoda; Insecta; Thysanoptera; Thripidae
Product: fatty acyl-CoA reductase wat-like
Biological process (GO): long-chain fatty-acyl-CoA metabolic process
Cellular component (GO): peroxisome
Molecular function (GO): alcohol-forming very long-chain fatty acyl-CoA reductase (NADP+) activity
Source: RefSeq, a predicted model, not a curated record